UCGCCUUUGCUGUUAGCCGUGCUAGGCUAACAAGCUAAGUUGUUAGCAUAUUAAGGGGAAUGGGCGUCUUAUUUGGCGCUGUGGUCACACCCGAACGUGCCGCCGCCCGGAAUGAACUAAGCGUCCAUGCGAAAAUGCGGCUGACAAACAGGACCAGGUUGCGAGUGCAGCGUUUUUGCGAAUAGUUCAUCGUCACUAGCCUGCGAGCUAGCUCGGUGGAAGUUAGCCUCGUCGCCAUGAGGUGUAGCCUCAAGAGCCGGAAGCCCACCGACACUUAAAAGUCCUUUUCUUUUUUUUGUUAAACCCCCCCUAGCUUCGAAUUCGUAACCAGCACAUUGUCCCGUAUGGUGUGAUUCCUUGUAAAUACUCUUUAUUUGUAUAUACUGUAAAUGAUGACGUCCAUGGGCGGAAACCGGGCCCGGGGCAGCUGGGAACAGACGCAGGGCCAGACUCAAGGCCAGACACAGCACAAGCAAAGGCCACAGGCUACCGCAGAGCAGAUCCGGCUUGCGCAGAUGAUUUCCGACCACAACGAUGCAGACUUUGAGGAGAAGGUCAAACAGCUGAUUGACAUCACCGGCAAGGACCAGGAUGACGCAAUGAUUGCACUGCACGACUGCAACGGGGACGUCAACCGAGCCAUUAACGUGCUACUGGAGGGUAGCCCAGACACUGAUUCGUGGGAGAUGGUGGGCAAAAAGAAAGGUUUGUCAGGCCAGAAGGAGGCCAGCCAGCCAGAAAUCGCAGAGGAAGGCAAAGAGAACCGGGAGAAAGAAAGAGAGAAGGAUGCAGCACGUCGUCGAGGCGGUGCUCCUCGCAGAGGCCGGGGGGCUACCAGAGGGCGAGAGUACAACUUUUCCUCAGUUCGAGGUCAAGAGAAUGGCUUGGAUGGAGGCAAGGCAGCACUGGCGGGAAGGGGAGCAGAGCGAGGGAGAAGGGGGCGGGGACGAGGAAGAGGGACCAUCGCUUUGGGCGAACUACGUCAAUCGUGUGCGCGGGGAAAGAUGCAGCCCGCCAGCAGCAGUGGAUACUUCAUCACAACAUCCGGUUUCGGAACGUCAGGACGGCGAGGAGGCAGAUUUUCAGCACAGGGCAUGGGAACCUUCAACCCCGCUGACUACGCAGAGCCAAGCCAGACCGAUGAAAACUAUAGGGGAGGAAGUAGUACCUGGAACAAUACAGGAAGCACGGAUCAGGAGGAAGGAGAACGAUCGGAAUGUUCUCCAGGAGAUGCAACGACUUACCCACCCAAGUUUGAAUCAGUUCCUGCUCCUGCAGGUCCGUGGAGAACGGCCACUGAAGAGUGGGGCACCGAGGACUGGAAUGAGGAUCAGCUCUCUGAGACCAAGAUAUUCACAGCUUCCAGCGUGGCGGCCAUUCCACCACCUCAAGAGAAUGUUACCAUCACCAAAGGACAAAGGAUUGACCUCGCGGUGCUCUUGGGGAAGACUCCUCCGUCCUCCUCAUCGGAAACAGAAACCCCCACAAUGGAGGCCGCCCAGUCACUGGUUUUCAGCAACUCCAAGCAGGCACCACCACUGUCCCAAACCACUUCCAGCACCCAGUACACUCAGCACAGCAUGGUCAGUAUGCUGAACAAGAGCUUUGGGGAUGUUGUGGAGCCUAAGGGAAGUAGCACCGGGACAACAGGCUCUCAGUUCCUGGAGCAGUAUAAAACAGCCCAGGCACUGGCUCAGCUGGCUGCCCAGCACUCUCAAACGGCACCUGCUAACGCCAACCCCUCAUCCUGGGACACCAGUGCCAACUCACGGGCACAAUAUGAUAUGAAGACUCAACCGGAGUCCGCCAUCCACACGCCUUUUGCAAAGCGGCAGCCCUUCCAAGCCGCCUCCACCACGUCGUCCAUGUUGGAUGUUUUCCUGCCUCCCUCGGCCUCUGCCUCUUCCACUGCUGUUUCUUCAUUGCCCUCGCUAACAACAUCCACAUCGCAUGCUGCAUCGCUGCCUGCUUCCUCCCUUCCAAAAAUGGUGUCUGGCCCAUCGCUAGGUCAGCAAGUUUCGCCGAGUCCCUCAGAUGCGCAAGGUUCCAGUCCGCUGCCUUUGCAGCAACACAAACUCAGAGUGCAAAAGAAGAGGACAUCCAUUGCAACAAAGAUUCCAGCCAUGGCGGUGGAAAUGCCAGGCUCAACAGACAUCUCAGGCCUUAAUCUACAGUUUGGAGCGUUGCAGUUUGGCUCGGAACCAGUGCUGCCAGAAUACGAGUCUGCCUCCAACGCUGCAUCCGUCACCCCCAUGCAGAACAGCCUCUAUUCAACCCCUAGCAGUGAGUCAAUUCCAGCUCUUUCCAACUCCAGCCAGAUGGAGCUGUAUGACCAGCGAGCGCCCCAGACUCGACGUUACCCGCCCUCUGUCUCAUCCUCCCCUCAGAAGGACAUGCAACACAAGAAUGGCUUCAGUUCCCUACAAGUGACGCAAUCUGUGGAAACUGCAGCAGGUUCUGCAGUGCCGAUCAAAGCUACGCCUGACUCGGUGGCACCAGCAGCGUUGACGGACAGCGGAUCGGGGUCCGCCUCCUUGCUGACAACAUCAAAUCAGGCGUCACUUAGUUCUCUGGGGCACAGUGAAGACCUGCCCCCGAGCACUAUGCCACCACCUCAGCACAACAACGUGCUCUCGUCACAACAGAACAGCCUUGCUCCAUCUUCAGGUCGAACUUCCAACUCGAGCUUAUUGCACCCCAAUGUCGACAGCGACUCCAGCCUCCAUUCCUCCUCCUUCCCUCCCUCCUCGGUUGUGUCGUCGUCUUCGAUCCCUACCGCCUCCUCGGGUGCAGCAGUGCAGGCGUCCCUGGGGGUACCACCGCAGGUUUCUCACGUGGGCUCCGCCUCCGUUUCGGCACCGUCUGGCCUCGGCCCCGUCAGCAACCUAACCAUGGGACUCAACAUGGCUGUCAUGGGCGCGCCAGCUGUGGCCUCCACCAUGUCAGCCUCAACAGCCGCUCCCUCCUCAGCGGCUUCCUUGUCCACGCGCAGCUCUGCAGCCGCCUCAGGGAAAGCACCUCCAAAUCUGCCACCCGGAGUGCCCCCUCUGCUGCCCAACCCGUAUUUAAUGGCUCCGGGAUUACUGCAUCCCUACCCUCCUCAGGUGUACGGAUAUGAUGACCUGCAGAUGCUGCAGACAAGGAUACCAUUGGAUUAUUACAGCAUUCCCUUUGCAACCCCAACAACAGCACUGACUGGGAGAGAGGCCAGCAUGACAAACAACCCUUAUUCUGGUGACUUAUCCAAGUUUGGUCGAGGGGAUGCGUCCUCACCGGCCCCAGCCACCACACUAGCUCAGACGCAGCAGAACCAGACCCAGACGCACCACUCGACCCAGCAGCCUUUCCUUAACCCAGGGCUGCCACCUGGCUACAGCUACACAAGCCUCCCAUACUACACUGGCAUGCCUGGCCUGCCCAACACCUUCCAGUACGGUCCGGCUGUGUUCCCGGUGAGAAUGGUGGCUCCUACCUCGGCAAAGCAGCAUGGAGUGAAUGUCGGCGUCAACGCCUCAGCCACACCCUUCCAGCAGCCUAGUGGCUAUGGUUCCCACGGAUACAGCACUGGCUAUGAGGAUGUGGGCCAGGCUUCAGGGAGUGGGGAUUUCUGUAAGGGCGGAUAUGGCAAUGCCGUUGCCGCCGCUGCUGCUGCCGCCGUCGCUUCUGCACAAAACAAGCCAGCCAGCUCUGUCACUGGGCCUGGAGUCGGAGUCUCUGUGACGUCAAGUAACACCGGAGUACCUGAUAUUUCAGGUUCUGUUUACACAAAGACACAGCAAUCAUUUGAGAAGCAGGGUUUCCACGCCGGCACGCCAGCCGCUUCCUUCAGCCUGCCAGCAGCUAUGGGAAGCGGGGGACCCAUCAACACCCCGGCUGCGGCGGGCUAUGCCCCACCGCCCUUCAUGCACAUCCUGGCACCGCAUCAGCAGCCCCAUUCCCAGAUCUUGCACCACCACAUGCAGCAAGACGGACAGGUAAAUGACUUUCCUAGCGGCACUGGCCAGCGCAAUCAGAACGCAUCCAUUCAGCAAAAGUCUCAGAUCAACAAGCCUGCAUACAAUUACAGCUGGGGGGCCAACUAACAUCCAUACCAUGAGCCCCUUUGCCAUUUUUCUUCAUGAGAAUUGGGGAGGGGCUCAUCAUAUCUCAUUGUGUAGAAAUUCCACCUGCUGAGAACCCCGCCCGUCUUUUUUCUUCCCACAAAGUUUGUGCUGGGCCGAGAACCCUGUCACAAAGCUGGGAAGGGAUGGGAGGGGCUUAGACAGAGGAGGCUGGAGCAAAAAAUUUGAGUGGGUUUUGUUAACCUGCCCACCCUGCCACCACCCUCUUACUUCCAUUUAUUUCCAUAUGUCAAAUGUUCACCUUUUAUGGUUCUUUUUGUUGUGGUCUCUACUCCCCUGCUGUUUUUUUUUUUUUUUACUAAUCUGGAGGAAUGAAGUAAAAACAAGAAGGUAGUAGUGGUGGCAACCCCCACCCCCCACAAACUAUUAAUUUGCUCAAUUUAUUCCCUCCCCUAUUUUUAUGUCAUUUUUAAGUUUUUUUGAAGAAACAAUUCUCUCAAUUGGUAGAGUUGCGAAAUGUAUUUUUUACUAAAUAUAGGUAUAUAUAUAAAUAUAUAUGAAGACUUAUAAAGCAAGCUCAGCAGACUGGAAUGAUGAGGAAAGUGUGUUCAUCAUGUGAUUGCGUGCAUGUCUGUACACACAUGGGGAGGGGGGUUGUGUACCGUGGAUUUUUUUUUUUUUUUACCGAGCGCAGACUUUUUUGUUUUUCAUAAUGUUAACGAAGAAAAAUCCCCCAUAAACCACAUGUACAGUAACUGUUACCAUUAAUGAUGAAUAAUGUCGUGUAACACGUAUUCUGCAAGACAAGUUAGAGGAUCCUUCCCGAGCCAAUACACACCCAGUCUGCCUUCCUGUGUGUUGUCUUUUAGUUUCCGAGACCCAACCUCCCAACCCCACCACUCCCCUAGUUUCAUUGCGCCUUCUCUCCAUGCACAUUUUAAGGAAAACUUACAGAAUCCAAUACUGAUGGACAGAAUUGUACUUAUGGGGCUUUUUUUGUCAGUGAUUUAUUUUUCUUUUUGUACUGUGCAUUUUAAGAAAAAUGUAAAUGGGUAAACUUGUCUUGUACAUACAUAAAACAAAAAAGUACUGUAGUGCCUGUUUGCUUUCUUCUCCAAAUCCUUGCAGACCUUGUUAGAUUUAUGUUUGCAUCUUUUUAUUUUUAUUUUGUACAAUAUAUAAAUAUUAAAUAAACAAGGGAAAGACAUUUUCAUCAUUUUUUGGAUGUGAAUGUCUUUGAAAUCCA
Molecule: messenger RNA, 5307 nt
Organism: Nerophis ophidion (straightnose pipefish)
Lineage: Eukaryota; Metazoa; Chordata; Actinopteri; Syngnathiformes; Syngnathidae
Gene: ubap2l
Product: ubiquitin associated protein 2-like
Exons: 30
Coding region: 390-4082 (1230 amino acids)
Cellular component (GO): cytoplasm; nucleus
Molecular function (GO): protein binding
Source: RefSeq, a predicted model, not a curated record